GCGCGACUCCUCCUCCUAUACUGUAAACCGAGAAAGCGCGUGGUGUGGGCGGGUCUCCCAAUAUAGCGUUUCUGCCAGAGAUUGGCUGCCUGUCACCUGGUAGUCAGCGAGCCCCUCCCCCUCCAGCCGAUGCGGAGUGCGUCACUUAGUUGGGAGUUGUCAGAGCGGUUGGUAGCGGACUACUGGAAGAACGGAGGAUGGCGGAGGCACCGGGAGCAGAUAAUAGAGGGACUGGCUUUCAAGGUGUGUCGGAUUUGAACGCAGGCUUCCAAGACACCCUAGAGACUUUUCAACAGCAACUCCAGUAUAUUUGUGAUCUUCUGCAGCACACUCUGGAAGAUGUUGAUGUGCUUCAGUCACAGGCUGCUGAUACUUUGAAUCUAAGCAUCGGUGAAAUUGAACAUCUUCGAAGUAAUCUUUUAACAAGUCCAAUGACCAUGGCAAUGGAGGAAGAGAAUGAGGAACGUCAGACCAAUGACAUCAUCUAUACAGAAGACAAAAGUCAACAUAGUGAUAGUACUGUAGAGGAAGGUACGAUAACAUCAGAACAGUCGGAUACACUGGAUUUAACUGAACCGUUUUCAGAUGGUGAUGAGAAUUCACUUCUAAAUACUGACACACAGCAAAAUUAUAACCUGCAACACACGAAUGCAGACAACCGCAAACCAGGAGAAUCGAAUGUUUCAUUUAAAAAUGAUGGAGUCAACCUUCGGAACUUCUGGAAACAAGAUUCAUAUACUCAACAUAUGAAUGGGACUGAAGAAGUAGACUCUGGAAAUGUAAGCACAUCUGAUAGCACAUGUAAUUCCAUUGAAAGUGGUCCACUGUGUAGUACGAUGAAAAAUAUUGAAUUUGAGGAAAUUGUACAGGAUGAUACACUACACAUUAUGGACCUUAUUGAACACCGUGAUUCAAAUUACUUUAGUCAUGAGUGUGUGGAAUGUGAGCCAACACAAGAAGAAAUGGAAGAUAAGGGAAACCAUAACACAUUGUUUAAACGCAAACAGGAAGAAACAGCAGGGUUAAAUAGUUUCUCAAGCCGGGCAGAUCAAGCAAAAAUCCCUGACCAACCUGAAAGCAAGGCUUUUAAAGCUUUAAGACAACUGCAUAUUUGUGCCCAGUGCUUAAAUUCUGAACAUCUUCAAUACAGAGAGCAAAUCAACACGCUGACAAAAGAAAAAAGAUCCCUUCUUGUACAGUUAUCUAUAGCAGAGCAAAAUGCAGAGGUGUAUUAUCAGCAAUCGAAAACCGUGAUUGACAAAUGUGAAGAACUUCUUAAAAAAAGGAAACAAAUUCAGGAUGAAAGAAACGAUCUACGUUUUGAGAAGUAUUUACUGAUGAAAGAUAUAGAGCUGUUGAAAGAAGAAAAAGAGAAGAUUCUUAAAGGCUUAUCAACAGCUAAUACUGAGAAUGAAAAGCUCCUAAGAAAGUUAGAUUCCACAAAGAAAAUGGCAUGGUCUCACGCCAGAGAAAAACAAGCGAUACAUUGUUUGUGGAACCAGGCAUUAAAGGAAAAUUGCCUUCUCAGGAGAGAAGCUGAUGAAAGUAGAACCCAGCUCCUAAAGAUAACACAAGAAUACCAGAAAAAGAAUGAAGACCAGAGUGACCAAAAGCCACCAGAGUGAUGGAUCUAUAGAAUAAACACUAUAUCCAUA
This is a messenger RNA of Rana temporaria (common frog), 1655 nucleotides long. RefSeq lists its product as uncharacterized. The record is from RefSeq and is a predicted model, not a curated record. NCBI's taxonomy places the organism in Eukaryota, Metazoa, Chordata, Amphibia, Anura, Ranidae. The transcript is spliced from 6 exons. Bases 198 to 1625 code for a protein of 475 amino acids.